ACGGCCAGAGACAGCUUUUACCUCUUGUCAACCCACGGCCACUGGUGCCAUCGUCGCAUUUCUGCAUCUCUGCGACUCGCCCGCAUCGCCUCUUGGAUACACGCUCCGCGCCGUCCCGAUACAGCUGCAGCCUGUCGACCAGCCGCGGCCUACGCCCUGCACGAGACCCCGACCCGCCUCUCCCAGCCGCCCUGCGCCGCGACACCCCGGGACUGAGGCCAACGACGGGCGAUUUCACGACAUCUCGACUCGUGCUCGCGAACCGACGCUGCCAUGCCUCCUCCUCCUCCGCCGCCGCCGCCGCCGCCGUUGCCCGGGGCUGGAGGAAUCCCCCCUCCGCCCCCGCCUCCUCCAGGAGGAGCCCCAGGCGGCCUCUCCAGUCGUCCACCGCCAAGUUCAGGAGGCCGAGUCCAACGCGCUGCUUGCCGACAUCAACAAGGGCAAAGCCCUUAGAAAGGCCGUCACCAACGAUCGCUCGGCCCCGGCUAUCGCCAAGUCGUCGUCCUCGUCUGGCCCAGCCAUCGGCGGAGCUCCUCCCGUUCCUGCUCUUGCCCUGGCACCGCCCGUCCCGGGAAACCGGGCGCGAAGCAACAGUGAUCAGAAGUCCGCGCCACAAGAUCGCGGACGCCUCGUUCCACUCCGACUCAGAGAAGGCCCCGUCGCAUUCGGCCCCCCAUGUGCCAUCCUUUGCCGCGCCGAAACCGCCGGCCGACGCUGCGCCAGCUAUUCCGGGGCGAGGGCCUCCCAUUCCUCCUCCGGGCGCAGCAGCGGCUUUGAAGAAGACCAAGGGGCCGCCGCCGCCGAUUGGGAAGAAGCCGCCUCCACUGCCGACGUCUCGCAAGCCCUCGGCCAGGGCCACGCCGCCUCCUCCGGCUCCUCCUCCGCCGGCCCCGUCUUCAGCUGCGCCUGUGCUUCCCGCAGCUCCCGCUCCUCCACCACCACCGCCAGCGUCCUCGGCACCAGCUCCCGUAUCACUACCCCCUCCGCCGCCGCCUCCUCCAGCAUCUGCGGCUCCUGUACUGCCCGGGGCGCCGCCGCCGCCCCCGCCUUCUGUCGCACCGCCGUUACCUUCACCUUCAUCAGCUCCUCGAGCACAACCGCCGCCGCCGCCACCAGCACCCCCUGGGGCGGCCCCUUCUCCUCCCCCUCCUCCAGCACCGCCAGUUUCAGCCCCGUCACCCCCCAGCGCCCCUCCCGCGCCUCGAUCCAGAGGGUCAUCUCUUCGCCAUACCAUGCUCGACCCCAGCACAUUCACCUUGACCUCGAAUGGCGGCGGUUCUUCGGUGAGCCUGCCAGCUAA
This is a messenger RNA of Trichoderma reesei QM6a, 1300 nucleotides long. RefSeq lists its product as uncharacterized. The annotation marks the transcript as partial. Gene Ontology annotation, molecular function: actin binding. The record is from RefSeq and is a predicted model, not a curated record. Lineage: Eukaryota; Fungi; Ascomycota; Sordariomycetes; Hypocreales; Hypocreaceae. The transcript is spliced from 3 exons.